Messenger RNA from Parasteatoda tepidariorum (common house spider), 5989 nucleotides. RefSeq names its product von Willebrand factor A domain-containing protein c12.2. Gene Ontology annotation, cellular component: cytosol; nuclear speck. The record is from RefSeq and is a predicted model, not a curated record. Gene Ontology annotation, biological process: maintenance of rDNA; regulation of sister chromatid segregation; DNA repair. NCBI's taxonomy places the organism in Eukaryota, Metazoa, Arthropoda, Arachnida, Araneae, Theridiidae.
GUACCUGCCUCCUUACGUACUUUUACUUUAGAUGACGGUACAGGCCUAGCAACUAUUGUGUCUGUAAAUGACGCUCCUGGUUUUGGACCCUGGAUUAAAGAUGGUCUAUACUGUAUGGUUAUUGGAGAGCUACUUUCAACAAAACCUACAAUCACUGUAAAGGCAAUGAAAAUAACAAAGCUGGUUAAUUCAAAUGAAGAAACACUAUGGAAUUUGGAAGUCAUAGAUUUCUGGAAAUGCAUGGAUAAUAGUUGAUAGUAUUCUAUUAAUAUUUAUAACCAAUAAUUAGUUAUUCAUACACAUUUAUACAAUUCCACAAGACUUAUCAUAAAUUUAGUGAAUCAUGUUUUGCAGUUAUAGCAAACUUCAUCAUUCUUUCCUAAGGUGUGUAAAAAAUCUUAUUCACUCUCGUCAAUGUAGUAAAAAAGCUAUUUAUGAUAUUAAAAUUGGUAAAGUAACUAAAUCUGUGUCUUUACCCAAAAACCCACAUUUAGUGCCUUUAUUGUACCUUCAAAAGAAUCCAUCAGAAACUUUGAUAAACCACUUGUUAUGGAUCAUGAAAAAAGAUAUCUUGGGUCAAGAUAUGUUUUUGAUUGGCUCACCAGGACGCUACAGAGCUCGUACAAUCUUACAGUAUCUUGAGAUGAUGCAAAGGGAAGUGGAAUAUGUUAUCUUAUCUCGUGAUACAACUGAAAAUGAUUUAAAGCAAAGAAGAGAAAUUUGUGAUGGUACUGCUCACUAUAUAGAUCAAAGUGCGGUAAGGGCUGCUAUUGAAGGUAGGUUUCUGAUUCUUGACGGUAUUGAAAAAGUUGAGAGGAAUGUAUUGCCUGUUUUAAAUAACUUGUUGGAAAACAGGGAAAUGCAACUUGAAGAUGGACGUUUUCUCAUUGCACCAGAUAGAUAUGAUAUGCUUCUGCUUGAACAUUCAAAAGAAGAACUGGACAAGUGGAAAUUAGUUAGAGUUUCUGAAGACUUUCGGGUGGUUGCGCUUGGACUACCUGUUCCUCAGUUCAAAGGAAAUCCUUUAGAUCCUCCAUUUAGAUCAAGAUUCCAAGCACUUCAUUUAAAGAUGAGCUUUGAGGAACAACUUUCUGAGUUUUCUGAAUCAUUUCAAAGCAUUCAAAAGGAUGAAUUGGAAAGAUUUCUUUCUGCUUGCCAUACAUUUUUAUCAGAAGAAUCUUCUAAUUUAGAUCUACCUAGGUUUCCAAUUGAAAAUUUGUUUCUCAUCUUCAACAUCUUGAAUAAACUUCCUGGCUUUCCUGUGGGACACACAUUUAAAUGGCUAUAUCCUUAUCAGCUAAUUUUACCAAAAAGUGCUCAGAAUUUAAUAUGUGAAACUUUGCAAAAAUUUUCUAUUCAAACCAAUUCCGUCAAAGUAAAAGUUGGUGUAUCCAAAUAUCUUGAUAAUGAUGACUUUACACAUGAAGUUAAACUUGAAACAAAGAAAAAUAAAUUUACAGCUAGAGCUUUGGGACAUAACAUAAGUGUUGGUUCAGUGAAUUUUGUUUCCAAUUUAUAUCAUAAUAAUGUAAUUGCAGACCUGUGUUUAACUCAUUUAUCUCAUGAUUUCUGCAUUAUUGGAAACAAAGGUAGUGGAAAAGGAACAUUAAUAAAAAAAUUUGCUUCACUUUUUAACUAUCCUGUGGAAAUGGUGAUGUUGUACAGUGAUAUGACAGCUAGAGACUUAUUACAACAAAGGAUUACUGAUGAAAAAGGAAAUACAUUAUGGAGGCCAUCGCAAGUUGUGCGAGCUGCGAAAGAAGGAAAGUUAUUAGUGUUAGAUGGAUUGCAUCGGAUUCAUUCUAGUACACUGUCAGUUUUACAAGGACUUGUGCAUGAUCGCGAGAUACAGCUUUAUGAUGGUACCAAAUUAUUAAGAUCUGACCGUUUUGAUGCUCUAAAAAAUAAGUUGAAUUUAUCUAAUGAACAGUUAGAAGCAAAAAAUAUUAUAUGUAUACAUCCAGCUUUUCGCAUUGUUGCAUUAGCUGAACCUCCUAAAAUUCAAAGCUCUAAAGAAAAUUGGCUAAAUCCACAAGUGCUUUCAUUAUUUUUAUUUCAUGAAAUUAGACCUCUUAAUAUGGAAGAAGAAAAAACUGUUAUUAAAAGCAUUACAAACUGUUCUAGUGAUAAAAUAGAUAUUUUAUUGAACUUCACUCACAAAUUGCGUAACUCAAAAGAUGAUGUUUUAAAAAAUAUUAGUACUUCAUUUUCUACUCGUCAACUUGUUCGAAUGGCUCGAAGAUUGGAGGCUUUUCCUCAUGAAAGUAUUUACGAUUUAAUAAAACAAUCUUGUCUUUUUGAAUUUUUACCUCAAUUAACGAAGCAAGGAGUGGAAAGUGUUCUUGAAAGUUGUUCAAUCAAAAAACCCAAACCAUCUGUUGUGGAGAAAAAUAUUCGUGUAAUAAAUGAAGAACUUUACAUUGGAGACACCAAGAUUCCAAUUUGCAAUGCAGGUUCAGAUAAACUUAAAGUCCCUAAUGUGUUGUUUUAUAAUAGCCAAGAACACAUCAAAGUAAUGGAGGCGAUGUUACAAGACUUCAUUUUGGGUGAGCAUUUAUUAUUAGUUGGUAACCAAGGAGUUGGAAAAAAUAAAAUUACUGAUCGAUUUUUACAGUUGAUAAAUAGGCCUAGAGAAUACAUUCAAUUGCAUAGAGACACAACAGUUCAAUCUCUUACUCAGCAACCAACAGUUCAAGAUGGAAGAAUUGUUUAUGAAGAUUCGCCUCUUUUAAAAGCUGUUAAAUUUGGCCGUGUAUUAGUUGUAGACGAAGCUGACAAAGCACCAACUCAUGUGACAAGUAUUUUAAAAGCUCUUGUCGUGUCUGGAGAAAUGUCACUUUCUGAUGGACGCUGUAUUGCUCAUCAUAGUGAUCAGAAAGUUAAUGGAAACGAUCAAGUGAUAAUGCAUCCAGAUUUCAGAAUGAUAGUUUUAGCUAAUAGACCAGGCUUUCCCUUCUUAGGGAAUGAUUUUUUUUCAACACUUGGUGACAUUUUUAGUUGUCAUGCUGUUGAGAAUCCUAGUUUAGAGUCAGAGAUAAUGAUGCUUCAGCAGUAUGGUCCUAAUGUGCCAGAAAAUUAUUUAAGAAAAUUGGCUAAUCUAUUCGCUGAAUUACGUUCAAUGUCUGAUGCUGGUUUAAUAUCAUAUCCUUAUUCUACUCGAGAAGUUGUUAAUAUCAUUAAACAUUUGAACAAGUUUCCUGAAGAAGGUAUACCAUUUGUAUUAAAGAAUGUCUUUGAUUUUGAUGUUUUUAAUUCUGAGUUUAAGGAUACCCUUUCUAAAAUAUUUGUAAAACAUGGUAUACCUUUUGGAAAACAGACAGUCACUAUAAAAGUUGCUAAAAGGUAUAAACUUCCACAAACAACUAACAAUACUGAAUGGAUGUUAUCUAAAGAUAUAAACUCGUGGGAAACUGAAAAUCGUGAAUUGUAUCUUAGUAAUAAAUCCCAUCUACCUGUAGUUCAGAGCCAUAUUGAUGAAGUUGAGCCUAGGGCUACAAUUUUUUCAGAGCAACAAAGUUUUUAUCAGUUACCUUUAAAACAAAAUGAUGUGCCUUUAGAUAUCAAAGCUACAAAUAUUGAUGGUACUGAUAUUUUGUAUGUUGUUACAGCAAAUCCUCUUUCAAUUUAUAGAAUAAAUACCAAUAAAAAAUUAAUGAGUAGUAUUAAUUUAUCAGGCUAUUUUCCCAACAUAAGAAGUGGUUAUAAACCUGAAAUUUACACAUCAGUUAUUAAUUCUUAUAAUGAUUUAAUUUUGCUGCAUGAAAAGUUUACUAACCAAACAUUCUUAGUAAAUAUAAAAGAAGGUAUUAUAAAUAGGAUUAACAUCAAUUCUCUUUUAGAUGAAGCUAUUUCUAAAUUAAGUAACAUAGUGUCAAAUAAAGCUGAUCAGUUUUUUGAAUUAUGCGAAUUUCCAAAUAAAAAAAAAGUCCUAUUGUUCCAUAAAAAUGGUAAAAAAAUAAUCCUAUUAAAUUUUGAAGAGAACUCUACUCAGCAAUUGAAUUUCCCUGAUAAUAUCUGUAGUAUUCUUGUCAAAGAUGAACACAGCUUACUAAUUAACUGUGAAAAAAACCAUUUUUUCGUCGAUCUUUCUGACUCAAGAAGUUGGAAAAGUCGUUCAUUACAAUCAGAAAUUGAUGAAGCCAUUCAAAUAAAAACAAUUGUACCAGAUAGCUCACAAUCCACAGCUCUAAUGUCAUCUUCAACUGAUUAUGCAUGCCUUGUUACAGGAUCUUUUCUACUUGAUGAUAAGUUGAAAAUAAUAAAAUUUCCCCGAGAAGAUGGAAACUUAACUGAUAUGAAAAGAAAUUGUAUUAUGCCUAAUAAUCAACAAAUAAUAACAUUUGUACAUGAAUUUCCAUCACACAUUAAAAAUGAAUACAGUCAGAAUGAUGCCGGAUUUUUGGAAAUAGUUGAUUUGAAGAGCUCAACGUAUGCAUAUGUAGAUGCAAAUAUACCUUUCAAUUCUUCUUCUUUUGCUAAUUGGUUGAUCAAUACAUCAAAAUCAUAUCUUUUAAUGUGUUUACUGCAGAAUGAAACAUUAGUGACGAUUGAUGUUAGAGGGUGCAUUCGAAAGUGGGAAACUAGUGAACAGUCUCUAGUUUCAUCUUUUGAGGAAUGGAGAAGAAUGAUUGGUGCUGGUAAUGAACAGCAACUUACAAUUGAACGUAUAGACAACAAGGAAGUUUCUAACCCUAAGCAUGGCAAAACUGACCCAACAGGAGCUCCUCAUGUAGGUGGAAACACAUGGGCUGGUGGUACUGGUGGAAGAGACACUGCUGGGCUUGGAGGACGAGGUGGCCCUUAUCGCCUUGAUGCUGGUCACAAUGUCUAUCAAGUACCUGAUCAUAUGAAAGAUGCAGUUCCAGAGGAAGUAAGAAAAGCUGCCAGAGAAAUGAAUAGAAAAGCAUAUAAAGAAAAACUAAAAGAUAUUGAAAUGAGUGAAUAUGAUGCUGAGUUAUAUGGCAAUUUUCUAACUAAUGUUGAGAAUCAAAUAAAAUCAUUACGUGUUAUAUUAGAUAGUUUACAAGCAAAGAGUAAAGAAAGGCAGUGGUUAAGGCAUCAGACUUCAGGAGAGUUUGAUGAUACAAAACUAAUUGAAGGGAUAACAGGGGAAAAAUCCAUCUAUAAGAAAAGAGGUUUGCAAGAACCUGAAAUGGGAAGUCCUCAAGAGAAACCUAAACUUUUAAGGCUAGUUGUUGAUGUCAGUGGCAGCAUGUAUCGUUUUAACGGACAUGAUCAUAGGCUAGAAAGAGAAUUAGAAUGUGUGGUUCUUCUUAUGGAAGCACUUGAGAACUAUGAUGAAAAGUUCCAAUAUGAGAUAGUGGGUCAUUCUGGUGAAGAAUAUUGUUAUGAAUUUUCCAAAUUUCGCCAAGCUCCCAAAAACAGAAAAGAGAGGUUAAAUAUCCUUAGGAAUAUGAUUGCUCACUCUCAAUUUUGUGCUAGCGGAGACAAUACUUUAGAAGCCACUGAUCAUGCUAUCAAAACUAUUACUAAAGUUGAAGCUGAUGAAUAUUUUGUAAUUGUCAUGAGUGAUGCUAACUUUGAUCGCUAUGGUAUAUCACCAAGAUCUUUUGCAAAACUGUUAGUAAUGGACCCCAAAGUUAAUGCUUUUGCUAUAUUUAUUGGGUCUCUUGGAGACCAAGCAAUGAUGCUGAAAAAACAGUUACCUGCAGGAAGAGGAUUUGUAUGUUUUGACUCCUCCCAACUUACUCAAAUUAUGCAAAAAAUUUUUACUUCUGCAUUGCUUAAAGAAUAAAUCCUGAUGCUAAAAUUAAGUUAAUAUGUAUUAUUGAUGUAGUCAUACUUUCAAAUUGUAUAAAUACAAAUCUUAAAUAUUCUUAGUAAUUUUUUAAAAUAUUUAUAAUUGAAUUAUAUUUACAAUAAAAUUAUUUUUUAUAUUGUUUAACUGUAUUCAAUGUGUUAUAUUAUUUAUAGUUCUAUGACAUUUAUCUUCAAAUCAAUAAAGCAAUGUGUUUCUCUGGCUUUUAAA